CAAACUUCGAGAAUUCUCUUGGCGCCCUUUCUCGACGAUGGCCGCCUGUUCAUUUGCGCGACAUGCUCAGCGUUCUAUUCGGCGUCCGCCCACGCCUGCCCUCACCAAGCGCCGAGCUCAGGUAAUGCUGACUCGCACUCGGCAGCGGAACCGAUUGUGGGGAGGAUGCCCCAGUGCAUCGCUCGCAGGAAGCAAGGCUGCAUCCGCGAAUGAUCGCGUGGUUUGUCUUGUCCCCCUUUUCUUUUUCUUUUCCUCGCGAGUUCCCGGGCUGCGAUCUUUGCCACGUCCGGCGGCCGAAGCGGCAUCGCAGCGCGUGCGCGCGGGCCAGGCUGGAACAGCAUCCCAUCCUCCCAAGCACCCUUACGUGCUCGCGCGCGAAAAAAAGAUCUGAUAUCCGUGGUAUCGGCGACAGUUCGGCGACCGCUGUUCGCUUGGCUGGGGCCUCGCGGUGAUCUCCUCUGGGGACAGUGGAUGCGAGCGCGCGAUUCUCUGGACCAUCCUCUCGGACAGCUUCUCAUCCCUAUGCACCUCCGCCCGAGGCAAGCCGCACCCGAAAAUCCGACGUCGCCCCACCACAACCGACCGGGACAUCUGAACCAAGCUUGGGAGGUUGCCGUCUCCGUCGUCCUCAUGCUCGUGUUUGGCCUCAUCCUCGGCACCGUCCUCUGGCACAACCGCGAGACGAAGCGGCGGAGGGCGCGCUUCCUCGCGGAGGCGCAGCACAGACGCGAGCGGCGGGCUGCCGCGCGCGAGAUAGCGCUGUCACGCGCGCCCUCGAGGCAGGCAGCGUUGUUGGUACGGCCGCCACCUGCGCCGACGAAGAUCACCAUCGAGUCUGACGUCGGGCCCGCCCGGUAUCAUAUAUAGGGACCGCUCCUGAACCGCAGCUGUGGGGCGCACCUGCCCGCUGCAGGCGCACCCACCAUCUCUACAUCUUAUCACCGCGCGUGUUCUACGUCUCCGAGAUGUGUUCAUCGUUUCGUACCCCGCAACAGAUUGAGAUCGAGUUGUUCUUUUCAUGCAGACCCAUAUCCUGACCGUCGAGUCGACUGCUUGCAUCUGACGUGCUUAGGAACUGUAAUCUCGUACCCGUCAUGACGGCCCGCACAAGCCCAAGCCCAAGCCCAGGUCCGUUCCCAGGCUCAGCCGUUUCUUCUCAUGAGGCAGCCUAUUUGGUCACAUGCACACGGACCCCCGGUCAUAAGAGCUUUGCGUCUGAUUUGCACCAUAUAUUGGACACGGAUCGCCCCCAGUGUGGAUCAUUUCCCUCAAACUCUAACGCAUUUGUAGCCCAAAUCCGGACCUAAAUUUUUUUCUCUGGCGUGCUAUCUGCCGUGAAAUGAGCCUAUCGUGGCUCGAAGCUGGGACCUCGGCCACGGCCUCACACCUCUUUUGGGCAUUUGCACUGAACUCUCUGCACUACCUGACUAACUGAGCUAAGGCCACUCCCGGGCGCUGAUUUGCGCUAUUCUGGACUAUGUACCACCCACGUCGUUGGUGACCGGGGGCCUCCGUGAACACGCAUGUGAGAGUACACAGCUCCCGUGACAUUCUUUCCUUCGAACGCAAACUAUAGACUCGCCCAGCCAUCCUUGGCACUGGUGGAUCGGCCAUCGUGGCGCCGGGCGGCUGCAGCCGAUCAACUGAGUGUGUGAGACAGGGGAUGACGAAUGAGGGGGUGAGUAUGAGUAAAAUGUUGCUAUAGGCAGUAUCCCUGCUUCCGAUUCCUGCGAGCUUAGAAGAAGAAGAGAUUUCAGAGUGAUAUCUAUGGGGUGUAACUACGGGAAAAGCUCAGACGGAUCUAUCAUGUCGAUGGGGGGCGACCGAGAAGGCCCCAUCCAACAGCGAUGAUGUGAUAUGGUACGACACAUCAAUCGGUUGUGCCA
Mycena citricolor is the source of this 1886-nucleotide messenger RNA. The record is from the annotation of a GenBank genome assembly. NCBI's taxonomy places the organism in Eukaryota, Fungi, Basidiomycota, Agaricomycetes, Agaricales, Mycenaceae.